UAAACAAGCGAGCAAUAUUAGUCGCACGUCGCCUUUCUCUCUCGCUCUCUGCCUCACUUCGUCGUCACAAGAGCGCCUCUGUCUCGCCGAUUCCUCCCCGCAGCUAUCUCUCUCUCUGUACCAAUUCUCUUUUCCAUCUUCUCGUAUCGAUUCCUUUGUCGCCAUCUUAGUCUUUCGCUGUAUAAGCUCGUCUCUAGGCAUGGCUAUGGCUCUUCCGCUCGGGAAGCUGACCAUCCUCCUCGGAGCAGGACUUGUUGGGUCAGUGCUAGCUAAAGAAGGGGGCUCACCAGUUGUCUCGAACUUGGUCUCGGGUGCUUUUAAGAUGGUAUUUAGGCAGCUGAAACAAGAAGAACCUGCCAAAUCAGGCAGCAAUCCUCGCAAUGAUACACUUAUAGCCCAGGUUAACAGUCUUAGGAAUGAAAUACAGUUGCUGGCGUCAAACAGACCUAUCACUAUUGUUUCGACAGCAGGAUCAGGUGGUAGAAAAUAUGGUGUCAUCAUUAUCAUUGGGGUGAUAGGCUACGGAUAUGUGUGGUGGAAGGGCUGGAAACUUCAAGAUUUUAUGUUUGCGACAAGGCGCAACUUAUCAGAUGCAUGUAAUAAUGUUGGCAACCAUAUUGAUGGUUUUUACACAUCGCUUUCGGGUACGAAACGGGAGCUAAGUUCAGAUAUUGAUAGGAUGAGUAUUACUUUGGAUGCAAAUACGGAAGCUAUUCAACAAACAGGACGAGAGGUUACUGAACUACGGGAUGGUACAGCAAAUAUGAAGAUUGACGUAAGGUCUGCUAUCGUUGCUGUUGAAACUCUGGCAAGCAAAGUCUAUCGCAUUGAGGGAAAUCAGGAUAUUACGCUUAAAGGAGUUGGGGCUUUGCAUGCUCAGUGUCGAGAGAACAGAAGAAUACAAGAGUCCAAUCAGGCUUUGCCAUCAACUUCAUCGAUGCUAGCCCUAGAGGCAUCUCCUAUGACACCAUCUUCCAGGACUCUGUCUUUGCCUCCUGCUUCUCCCCGUGAACCCCAGUCGCCGUCAGCCCCUAAUGGAGCUCAACAGUCACAUGGUCCACUUCAGCACACCCAGUCUUUGUCUGGUUUGAAGGACAUAAGUGAAAGCUCUAGCAGUCACAAGGCUUUUUCAGAUGGAACGUGUUCAGGGAAAGCCACGGGAAAUGGUGCAUCAGGCUCGAGUGCGGGUGUGCUUGGUAGGUUUUCAAUGCCAAGAAUAGUGAGGACUCUUAGUGCGGUCAACUCAGUGCUUACUAACUGAAGAAAAGAGUUUGUUCAUUCAAAUAUUAGGGUUAACAAAGAAGCAGUGGGCAAGUGUAUUUAGUAGAUGAUUUGUUUAUUUUGAGCUACCAGUAGAAACAACAUUAAACAAAAAUGGUACUGGUUCUCUCUUGCUAGUAAUUGACUUAAAUAGUGAUCUCAUAUCGUCAAACUCAGUAG
Molecule: messenger RNA, 1440 nt
Organism: Eutrema salsugineum
Lineage: Eukaryota; Viridiplantae; Streptophyta; Magnoliopsida; Brassicales; Brassicaceae
Exons: 14
Coding region: 200-1261 (353 amino acids)
Source: RefSeq, a predicted model, not a curated record